Messenger RNA from Dracunculus medinensis (Guinea worm), 570 nucleotides. The record is from the annotation of a GenBank genome assembly. Lineage: Eukaryota; Metazoa; Nematoda; Chromadorea; Rhabditida; Dracunculidae.
AUGGCGUUAGAAGCAUCAAGGAACAAUCAAGAUUUGGAACCAUGCGGUAAUGUUGAACAUAAGUGUCGUCCAUCACAGGAUUUAACAAGUAACAAAAUAUGUGUCAACUGCUGUGAUAGUCGACGAAGAAUGUGGCCUAACGAGCGAAGACAACGCUCUAUGAUACUGCUAAUGCACCUGGGUCCUUUCGAUGGUAUUCUAGGAUUUAGUCAAGGUGCAGCAUUUGCAUUGCUCAUGGCCUUAUUAAAGCAGAAAACUGGAGUAGCAUUUGAUUUUAAAUUUCUCAUCUUGAUUUCGGGUUUUGUCAGUCGUGCCCAAGAACACGCAGAAAUUAUCAAUUGUCACAUUAAUGAUAUUUAUUGUUUGAAUGUUUACGGUGAAAAUGACCAAUUAAUAGUGCCAGAAAGGAGUAAGAAAUUAGCGGAUUACUUUGAUGAUGAUAAAAUUGAAACGAUUGUCCAUGCAGGAGGUCAUUAUAUUCCAUCGUUAACUGCUCAUAAACAAAUUGUUACUCGCUUUAUUGCGAAAUUAACAUUAUAUUUCGGGAGAAAUCCGGGAAAUAUUGAUUAG